Messenger RNA from Podospora pseudocomata, 2418 nucleotides. RefSeq lists its product as uncharacterized. The transcript has a single exon. Lineage: Eukaryota; Fungi; Ascomycota; Sordariomycetes; Sordariales; Podosporaceae. The coding region runs from base 1 to 2418 and encodes 805 amino acids. The record is from RefSeq and is a predicted model, not a curated record.
AUGCUUUGCCCAACAUGUUGCAGGAUAUUUCACGGGCGAGCCCCCAGACUCGACGAAAGAAUCAGGCAUGCAUUCUCCCUCGAGGAGUUCCAGAGCUCCCUGGCACUUGAGUGCUUCAUCUGCUGCGGGUUGCGGGAUAAUUUCAGAAUAGAUACAGAGGCGUACGAAAUCGACAGUAUCGACCACUUGGUUGGCAUUCGAGCAGUGGAAUACAAGUUGGAGAUCAUGGGGUUGAUGAAUGAUAGGAUUCGAACGCCAGAUCGACCAAAGUAUCGGUACUUGACGGUUACCUGGGACUGCGAAGUGAAAUAUCCUGGGCGCGAAAGGGAGAUUCGUCAGCUUGUGCAGUGGCCGAUUCAAUCAGUCGAAGGUGAGCAUCCUUGGUUUAUGUGUCUUGCAAUCCCAGGUUCUGAUGACGGACAUCAAAUUCAAGCUGACCACAAGCCAGGAAAUGUCAAAUGGAAGGAGCCAUCAGUCUUUGAGGCAUCCAAGAUCGACAUGUGCGAUUGGUUACAGGAUGUAACUGUUUCUAAAGUCACUCAAUGGCUCGAGCUGUGCGGUCAGGAUCACGAUACAUGCAGCCCACCGAGAUCGGGAUUGCAAACACAACAGUGGUAUCCCUCGCGGUUGAUUUCCGUGCAUCCCGGUUCUGUUAGGCUUGUUGAAACGGUGGAGGCAACACUCACUGGGCCCUAUCUCACGCUGAGCCAUCGAUGGCCAGCAAAUGCUUCCGUCUACACCCAGUUGAAGGAAGACAACCUGAGUAGCCUCAAAACAAGGAUCGAUGUCGAUUGUUUGUCCAAGGUCUUUCAAGAUGCUAUCGUGUACACUCGGCGCCUUGGGGUAGAGUAUAUCUGGAUUGACUCUCUUUGCAUCAUCCAAGACAGCAAGGAAGAUUGGGAGGCGGAGUCCGCAACCAUGGCGGACAUCUACUCCAGGUCGUAUUGUAAUCUGUCGGCGACUGCGGAUAGAUGUCAAGACGAGGGACUGUUCCAUCCGAGACAGAGGCUUCAAUUCAGCCAUGAAAGGGUGACUUUCGACUGGGUUGGGGUUCCUUUCAAAACCGAUGAUGGGAAGUUGUCAGACUGCAGUGCGCCUUCUUUUCACAGACAAGAUUACGUUCUGUACGACCCUAACUUCUGGACCAGGCGCGUGGACCAACAAGAGUUGUUCACGCGUGGAUGGGUCUUCCAGGAACAACAACUGGCGCCCCGGAUACUGCACUUCUCAUCCGAUCAGUUGCUCUGGGAAUGUCGCCAGCAUCGGGCAUGCGAGAUGUUCCCGUCAGGCCUUCCUCAAAACGAAAUGGGAUGGGGGGAAAGUUGGCGAAGCAACCCGGCAGCAACCGUCAUAAAGGGCGCCCUGGCUUCGGUAAGGACGGAUGGAGACAGCUCCGGCCUCUACCCAACAUUGGGCUUGUCACCAUGGCUAGCAUGGCAGCAGGUGGUUGGGCAUUAUACCCGCUUGAAUUUGACGAAGGCCCAGGACGCGCUUGUUGCUUUGGGUGGUGUGGCCCGGGUGUACCAGCAGCUCUACAAGAGCAAAUAUGUCGCAGGUCAUUGGGAAGAGGACUUCGUGUCAAGUCUGAUAUGGCGAGUCUCCACUGAGGGUCACAGCCGGAAUUGUCCGUCUGCGAGGGUGCAGAGACCGGAGCAUUUUCGAACCGAAAUCUCCCAAUACAUCGCACCAAGCUGGUCUUGGGCCUCUGCGGAUAUCGGAGUGGUUGGGUAUGGGGCGAGGCUUGUGCCAACGUACACACCCGAUGUCGUCCACAAGUGUGUAAUCGUGUCGAACGGAGAUCAAUUUGGUAUCGUCACUGACGGUUAUCUCCUUCUGAAGGGACCGAUAUAUCCAGCAAGCCUGGCAGUCAACGAUCGUUUCAAUCUCAAAGUCCUUGUGGGGCUGUUGGUGGAGGGAUUCGCCAGCCCUGUGUGGACCGUCGACAUGGACAUGUGUUGCAGGCGUCAUCCUAGCUUGGUAGAGAUAGUGAAGGAAAUCGAAAAUGACGAAGACAGCGAGGCUGGGCUAAGCAGCAACGGAACGGAUGAGGAAGACGCCGAGACGGACGAGGAUUCUGCGGAGCAAAGCGACAGCGGCAGUGAGGAUGACGGCUUUGAUCCAGACUGGGAUCUGAAAACACUGUCAAAACGAUAUCCGGUAGUCUUUUAUCUUCCCAUUUUCGAAGGUACUACUGUUGACGAGUCGGAUAACAUGACAGAAACCAGAACGGGUUUGGUCUUGGAACCAGUGGACGGAUACAGAGGAGCCUACAGGCGUGUGGGGAUUUGUUUCGACAAGCAUGUUGCCAACAGAGAUUGGAUGCUCCCGGAAGCUGUGAAAGCUUCCGAAUCGAUGACGAAGGGUCCUGGCAGUCACUUGUACCUUGGCUUGGGUGAAGGGAUGAUUUUGAUAGUGUGA